AGAGGAGUUCAAUUAGUUGCAUAGACAAGAAAAAUGAGAGCAAAUGAGCUUUAAACGCAAGGCAAGAGCAUUGCUAAUGACCCAAUCGUGCACAGCUGCGACGGCAGCUGCGCAGGGACUUCCCUUCACCUACGCCUGUAGGAUCCUUCGCCCACCUCCGGACGCCACGUCUCUACGCUCCACUGUUACCAGGAUGAGCAACCGAGACCAGACGGCUCAUAUCGACGCCCAGUUCAUGCAGAAACGGACCCUUCGCUCGACAGUCCGCAAGGCGCUCAAAAGCAUGGACGCAAAUCAGAGAUCCCAAGAAGAUAAUGCAAUUCAGAGAAUUGUUUUGGAUGCUCCAUGGUUCAAGUUGAGUCAGAGGUUGUGUGGUUAUAUAAGCUGCAGUGCUUUGAGGGAAGUAGAUACAUCUAUGGUGUUAUCAGAAAUUCUACAAAAUCCAGCUGGAGAUGUAUUUUCAAAUCAAGAUGGCCAUAGGCAGAUGAAGAAAAAGCUUUAUGUUCCACGCAUAGAGGACAAGAAUAGUAACAUGCGAAUGCUCAACAUCUCCAGUAUUGAUGAUCUAGUUGCAAAUUCCAUGAACAUUUUAGAGCCAGCUCUAGUGGAUGACGAUGGGAAUAAACGUGAGGAUGUUAUGCAGGCAAAUGACCCUGUUGACUUGUUCCUCUUACCUGGACUUGCAUUUGACAGAUCUGGAAGACGCUUGGGUCGUGGUGGGGGUUAUUACGAUUCCUUUUUGAGGAAAUACCAGGAGCUUGCAAAGGAGAAGAGUUGGAAGGAGCCCCUCCUUGUUGCUCUGUCAUAUUCUUUGCAGAUAAUGGAUGAGGGAGUUAUACCAGUUACUCCAAAUGAUGUUUCUGUUGAUGUGAUUGUUUCCCCAAGUGGUGCCAUUCCCAUUAGCUCAGCUGCCUUGGAGAGGAUGGAGCAUGAGAUGACACUUUGAGAUUCCAGGAUGAAGUGUGACAUGAAAUAUUGAGAGGAGGCCUGACUGUUCUUAUUCAAUUGCCAGCUCUUCAUGAAAAUUGCAGAUUGUUUGGUUCGGAAGCUGUUGAAAGGAUUUUAUGAUGCUCUAAUGCAGUGAUUACAUAGUGCGUGGCUGUCCAAGGAAGGGGAUGAAACUUUAAUGUGCCAUUGUUGUUACAAGGUGAUGAUUGAUUAUUCACGAAGGCUAUUUUUGUUGGAAAAUCUUCAGAAAUGAUUCCGAAAGCGAAAGUAAACUCAGAAAAUGAAAGAUGUUUUGAAGUAACUGUCAAGGUGUACUUAGGUGUACUUAGUUUUAAAGAUUUCUGUUGGUUUGUGAUUAUUGCAAUUUUUUGAAAAA
Malania oleifera is the source of this 1324-nucleotide messenger RNA. Its product is annotated as 5-formyltetrahydrofolate cyclo-ligase, mitochondrial. NCBI's taxonomy places the organism in Eukaryota, Viridiplantae, Streptophyta, Magnoliopsida, Santalales, Ximeniaceae. The record is from RefSeq and is a predicted model, not a curated record. The transcript has 8 exons. Gene Ontology annotation, molecular function: 5-formyltetrahydrofolate cyclo-ligase activity. Gene Ontology annotation, biological process: tetrahydrofolate interconversion; folic acid-containing compound biosynthetic process. Gene Ontology annotation, cellular component: mitochondrion. The coding region runs from base 44 to 946 and encodes 300 amino acids.